CGGCACACCUAAUCGAACAGUCCACUGCGCGCGCACAUGAUGCGCGAGGCUUUUGUCUCGCUGCAAGGGCUCGCAGACAUGAUGAUGCGCGCGCACGGUCACCGGUCGCGCGCCCCGACGUCUGGCAGGCCACGGAGGCACGACAAAGAGAGAACACGUUUGGACAAAAAGGCAGCCAGCGGCUCCAUCUCGCGGUGCUGCAGCCCUGCAUCGCAUCCAUCAAGUAAGCGUGCGUUACGUGGUGGCCUGACCUGACCACGCAGAGGCUGCUGGUCAGGAGAGGCAACGCGCGGCGCGGAUGGCGCCCCCGACGGCGGUCCUCCUCCUGCUGAUGGUGACCGCCGGAUGCCUCGCCGACGCGCGGCCGCGCCCGGCCACUGACGGCGCCCGGCGCACGCUCCUCGCCAACGGGCUCGGCCUGACGCCGCAGAUGGGGUGGAACAGCUGGAACCACUUCCAAUGCGACAUCAACGAGACCGUCGUCCGGAGCACCGCGGACGCGCUCGUCGCCACCGGCCUCGCCAAGGCAGGCUACACGUACGUGAACCUAGAUGACUGCUGGGCAGAUUACCAAAGGACCAAAGAGGGGCACAUGGUCGCUAAUCCCAAGACGUUCCCAUCGGGGAUCAAGGCCCUGGCGGAUUAUGUUCACAGCAAGGGGCUCAAGCUUGGCCUCUACUCUUCAGCUGGGACAAGAACCUGCAGCGACAGGAUGCCUGGAUCCCUGGGCCACGAGGACACGGACGCCAAGACCUUCGCGUCAUGGGGUGUUGACUACCUGAAGUAUGACAACUGCUACAGAGACGGCACGCCUGAAACCGUGAGGUUUUCGAGGAUGUCUCGCGCGCUCAAGAGCUCCGGCCGCUCGAUCUUCUACUCCCUCUGCGAAUGGGGCUACAUGGAGGUGGCGAAGUGGGGCGGCGCCUCCGGCAACAGCUGGAGGACCACCGGCGACAUCAACGACACAUGGACACGCAUGCUGGACAACAUCGACCGGAACGACGCCUACGCCCAGUACGCCAAGCCCGGCGGCUGGAACGACCCUGACAUGCUGGAGGUCGGCAACGGGGGCAUGACCUACGACGAGUACGUCGUGCACUUGAGCCUGUGGGCGAUCGCCAAGGCUCCUCUGGUAAUCGGGUGCGACGUGACGGGCAUCUCCAAGGAGGCGCUGGGGAUCCUCGCUAACGCAGAGGUCAUCGCGAUCAACCAAGACCGGCUCGGCAUCCAGGGAAAGAAAGUGACCAAGUAUGGCAACGAUCUUGAGGUGUGGGGCGGGCGGCUCACCCGGCACAGGAAGGCGGUGCUGCUGCUCAAUCGCGGCGCGACGCGCUCGGCGCCCGUCACCGCGGCGUGGCCGGACGUCGGGAUCCGCCCCGGCGUCGCCGUCGAGGCCAGGGACGUCUGGAAGCACGAGACGCUCCCGGGCAAGUUCACCGGCAGCCUCACGGCGGCGGUGGAGCCGCACUCGUGCAAGCUCUUCGUUCUCACGCCCGUCCCGCGCUGACGACGGCAGCUUGGAGAAACCAUGGAGAUGGAGCGGUCGGGCUGUUGAUCGAGCAAGAAGACUUGUAGUACGAUUUGAAAUUAUGAUAGUGACCACUAGUGCGGUAGCAAGAAAGCUCGCCAGUGCAUGUGAUGAUUUUCAGAGCUGAGGAAGAGAGAUAUAGUGCGAUGCGACACAUGUUUUGGCUCAGAUUUGAGGCCGCCCGGAGACUAUAUGAAUAAAUCAGUUGGUGCUUCUGCCGUGACAACUUCGCUACCGAUAUCUUCAUUAUUUAUGUGGUCGCCGCGAUCGAAGGAACGCAGAGCAAUUUGAAUGUUUCAUCUCGA
Panicum virgatum (switchgrass) is the source of this 1833-nucleotide messenger RNA. Its product is annotated as alpha-galactosidase-like. The record is from RefSeq and is a predicted model, not a curated record. Gene Ontology annotation, molecular function: hydrolase activity, hydrolyzing O-glycosyl compounds. Bases 299 to 1507 code for a protein of 402 amino acids. The transcript is spliced from 15 exons. Gene Ontology annotation, biological process: carbohydrate metabolic process. NCBI's taxonomy places the organism in Eukaryota, Viridiplantae, Streptophyta, Magnoliopsida, Poales, Poaceae.